AUGUUUUUCACUUUUACAGUUUUUGUAUCUGAUUGGUAUCGUUCGGUAUUUCUUGAAGAAUUCAACAAACAACUGAUAGCACCAACCGUCCAAUUUUUCUUAAUUGCGAUCGUUCCACCAGUUGAUUUCCUGCAGACAUCGCUUUCCUUCAUUUCUUCUGAAUCUGAGGACUCAACUACUUGUGAUUCUAAAAUUGUCCGCAUACAGUUUGUCGAUCGUGUCGGUAAUGUUAAACAAAUUGAAGGAAAAGUUGAUGACAACCUAAUGACCCUGGCUCGCCAGCAUAACAUUGAAAUUGAAGGUGCAUGCGAGGCCUCUCUAGCAUGUUCCACUUGCCAUGUUUACAUCGACCAAAAAUUCUACAAUCAACUUCCUCCUGCUUCUGAAGAAGAAGAAGAUAUGUUGGAUCUAGCUGUGUUUUUACAAGAAAACUCCAGACUAUCUUGUCAAAUAUUUUUGACCAAAGAGUUGGAUGGCAUGAAGGUUACUCUGCCAAGGGCUACACGAAAUUUUUAUGUCGAUGGACACGUUCCACAACCUCAUUGA
Molecule: messenger RNA, 546 nt
Organism: Heterobilharzia americana
Lineage: Eukaryota; Metazoa; Platyhelminthes; Trematoda; Strigeidida; Schistosomatidae
Source: the annotation of a GenBank genome assembly